Bombus impatiens (common eastern bumble bee) is the source of this 4540-nucleotide messenger RNA. RefSeq names its product alpha-(1,3)-fucosyltransferase C-like (gene FucTC). Gene Ontology annotation, cellular component: membrane. The record is from RefSeq and is a predicted model, not a curated record. Bases 155 to 1372 code for a protein of 405 amino acids. Gene Ontology annotation, molecular function: alpha-(1->3)-fucosyltransferase activity. Lineage: Eukaryota; Metazoa; Arthropoda; Insecta; Hymenoptera; Apidae. The transcript is spliced from 4 exons.
ACCAAGAUGUUAAAAAAAAAAAAAAAAAAAAAAAAAGAAAAAGAGAAAAGGAACUAGCUUAACGAUACGUCGGGAUUUCCGUUAGUUAAACAAUUACAAUACCUCGAUAGGAAUCGCAACGAGACAAAAUUCGAAACAAGACGAAUAACCAUAGAUGACCGAUAUGAAAUUAUGGGUGAUUGGAAAAAACAGCUUGAUCGUCCUCACGAUCUUCACGAUCGCUCUGUACGUUCUGUCUUUCUGCUUCAACGGGAGCGACGACGAUCUCUUACGCUUCGGGGGAGUCUUUGACCAGGAUCUACGAUUCGUCAAUACGACGAAGAAAAUCCUAUAUUGGACCAAGAUGUUCAGCAGCGAGACAUUUUACAUGGGCACAGGCUACAUCGCCCGCGAUUGCCCCGUGAACGAUUGUUACGCGACUAACAACAGACAUAUGGUGAAUCCGACAGACUUCGACGUUGUUUUGUUUCAUGGGAACGAUCUUAAUCUGGAAGACUUGCCGAAGAACCGGAGUCCACGGCAGUGGUACGUUUUCGUGAAUUUGGAAAGCCCGGCUAACAGGCCGGUGACUAACUACUUUUACGAGGAUUUCUUUAACAUCACGAUGACAUACAGAUUGGACAGCGAUAUCGUGUGGACUUAUGCAGUCGUUAAGGACGCUCGUACCAACGUAAAUGUAGCGCCUAGCAGAAAUGUGAAUUGGAGCGCCUUUUACGCUGGAUCAGGUAACCGAACGAUCGCCUACGAUGUGGACGCGUCGUUGUCGAAGACGAUUCGAGGCAAGACGAAGCCGAUAAUCUGGUUCGUGAGCAACUGCGUGGCAAAAAGCGGCCGGGAAGAGUACGUGAACGAACUGUCCAAGCACAUACCGGUCGACGUUUAUGGAAAAUGCGGCAACAUGUUUUGUCCCCGUAACGAGGAUUGCUUCGCACGAGUCGCGGAACCUGGCUAUUUUUUUUACCUGUCAUUCGAGAAUUCGUUGUGCGACGAUUACGUAACCGAGAAGCUGUACAAUAGCCUCAGAUACAACGUGGUUCCCAUCGUUUAUGGUGGCGCCAAUUACAGCCGCUAUGCUCCACCACGAUCUUACAUAGACGUGUUCGACUUUGACACGCCAAAGAGUUUGGCCGAAUAUCUAAAGGAGCUAAUCAAAAAUCCGCGAAAAUACAGCGAGUACUUUGCUUGGAAAACGUAUUACAAGAUCGAGGAUGGUAUUCAACAAGGUGUAUGCAAUCUUUGCGAGUUUCUUCAUAAGCAGAAACAGCCACGAACGCAAAGCUUUUUGUCUGAUUGGUUCAGCCGAUCGAAAUGUCACCUCCAGGAAUUUUUACGUGAUCGCAGUUACCUUACAGGGUCUAUUUUCAAAGACUGAUUUAGCGCACAUUUCUCACAUAUCACCGUGCAAAUUUAACUUAUCGUAAAAUACGUUUAGUUUACGACUGUCGAAUUUAUUUAAGCAUUAAGAUUUUAUCAGGGUUAUAUACAUUAUAUACAGACUCGCAAAAGCGAUUUUAACGCUUGCCAUGGAGAACUUUAAUGUCCACAGACAUAUAUAUUUUUAUUGGUUUCCUUAUCAACGUCCCACUUCUAUACACAUCUUAAAUACGAUAUAGAAAAACCAUAUUACAUGUCUCACAUUAAACAUUUUCAAUUAUUUCUCUAAUAAGACACGACUAUCGCGAUUACAUCGAAACUGCACUUACGUUUAUUGAAAAUACACAUUUACGAUUAGUAAAAGAUCAGUACACGGCGUGAAUAGUCGUCUAAAACGUGUAGUUAGAGGUAAAGAGAUGAUUUCUGUAAAUGUCGUGUCUUACUAGUAUAACGAACAAUUUAACAUUUCUGCGAUAUUUGAAAAGUGUAUGCGACUACAAUAAAUAUCUUGUAAUUUUUAUACACAUUGCGGGAUUUGUUGCAAACUUUACCAGCAUAUCACGAUAGUCGAACCACGCAACACCGUUAACGAAAUUUUCUAAUGUUUCGCGUAAUACGAUAUAUCCGUGAAAGAUGUGUGAACGUGUUCGAGUACUUUCGAAAACUUGUACAAAUGGAACGAAUUGUUAGAUUUGUAUUAUAAUUAGCGCAGUGUGAAUGAUAUCGAAAUAUGUAAAAUAUCGAUGAACGGUUUAUGCCAUCAGAGCGAAAUUCGUAAAAAAUUGGAAUCUCGACUUUCGAUUAAUUAAAACGAAAUCGAUAAACGACAAGACACGGAUCCGGUUCUAUGUUAGAUACGCGUUAGUCGCGUAAAUGAAUCCGAACCAAUCUAUUUCAAACGCAGUUAUCUAUCUGCGUCAUUCAGCAUUAUUCGUAAUGUAGCAUAAUUAGAAUGUUUCAUUCGUAAUUUAAAGAAUUAACGCGAAGCUCGAAUCUACCGUUAUAUUACUUGCCAUAAAUAUUCGCCGAUCGAAUCGGUAUACAAGUGCUCCGAAGAUCGAUGAUUUUCAUAAUUUAUUUCGCUGCACUGGUCUACCUUCGAUUCCGAGUUCACUGAAGUGGCAAUUAAACGAUUGAACGUUUUGCCGUUUUAAAAUGAAGAGUUUAUUAUUUUUCAAACAUUCUUUAACCUGCGAAACCGACAGCGAGAAAAAUUGUAAUUAAUUAAUUUGAAAUUUAUAACCAUCUAUGAGCAUUCUCAGGCUGGAAACGAUGUAUUUUCAAGUGAUUCGUAAAAACGAUGUACCGUUCGAUUCGCGGUGUUCGUUUAGAAUCACUUAUCAGGCGACGAACUAUUUUUAGCAAACCAUUCAUACAACACCUAUAAGAUAAAGCCUGAUUUUAACGAACAAUAAAACCGUUCGUAUUACGUCAUGAAAAAUCGACAAUGUCAUUUUAAAAUUCAAUGCACCAGUUCCGCUUCGUCGUUUUUACAACGAGCGAUAUUCGAUCAAUUUUCUCUUACGCAACAUUUGUCCGACAUUGUUUAACAUUUAACGUUCGAAGAAUUCUACGAUCGUGUCGCGAUUCGAGAGAAUAUCGAUAUUAAUUACACCUGUCGUAUUAUUAAUAUUUAUUAAAAAUACUAGUAGUAUUAUUUGUAUUAUAUUUAUACGAUAUUCUGUCCUCUAAUUUAUUCAGAUUCUUGAGUACGCGUGACACGUUCAAAGCAACUAUCCGACUGAGUUUGUCAUUUCUAGGUCAUGAGUCGAGUAAGGCCCAGUAUCCGCCCACGACGCGUAGUUUAUGUAUAAGUCGACGAUAAGUUCACGACAGUGUUCGCACUACAAAGCGUACAAGCUUCGUCUCGUCGUUAAAAUGUCGAGCGACGAGGAAAACGCGUUCAUCCUAUAUCGCUACAUUCGUUCGUACUUGCAACGUACGCCUCGCUACUGACAAUGUUAACGCCAGUCGUCACGACGAAAACGCGCAGCGACGAAAACGGCUCAUUACUGUUUCGUGGACAGUUGCAUAUUACCGUGGGCAUCUGUGCAUCUGUAGUAUUACUCUAUCUAUCGUUAACAUCGACGCGUCUAAUACGCGCUUCGCAAAAGCUUCGUAAAUGUAAAAAGCUUCGCGGACAGAGGACCUACCUGUACAUUAUUUUGUGUAUGUUAUUACUUGUUUGUACGGAAACAAAGGACUGGUCAUCGAGAAAUGAAAUACUUUCGUAGAUUCGUUCGUACGAUCCACGACGACCGAUGGACCUCGUAAAAGCAUUCUCGCGUCCAUUAUCAAGAAAACGAGACAAUGGCUCGUUCGAGCGAAGAGAAACGCGGAUAAGACUUCUCCGUUUUGUCGUAUCCUGUCAGUACGUUUUAAUUGAAGCUCGCGCUAUUUCCUGGAAAGUUUCAGUCGCCAAAGUCGCCAAUGUCGCGUGUCUUCGCUACACUGCCUCGUAAACAACGUCUGUCUUCGAGAUUCUCGGUACUGGUAACGGUAUUCUUUCACAAUUUCUUCGACGACGGUCUUGCAGAAAUUUCAGACCGUUGGGUUGGUCGGUCUGAAAAGAUUUGUAAGACGACGUUCGAAUCGCCGAACGAAGAAGUUCGCGCGAAUGGAUGCGAAACACUUUGACGAAACGAUUUGAAUCGCGUCGAAAUUGUCGUUAGCUCGAUUCAUAGAUUCUUUGUAAACAAGUACGGUCUGUUGAUUAAUUAUGAGCUGGCUGAAGAUUCGUUUUGAAUAUAUUGUUGAAAGUACCGUUGAAGUUGCAACGUUUUUCACGGUAUCCUUUGGAAAAAUCGUUCGUAAAGCCGCAGUUUGAAAAGCAGAAACAUUUGAUCCUCUCUACGUUCCUCUAUCGCGUUAAUUUCGGCCUGAUAAUUUAUUUCGUAAUAACAUUAAUUACGAUGUUUGAAAUUCGACGCGAACACGGAACAGCUUGCUAGAAUUUUAUAUCGUAACGCCUGUCGGCUAUUCAAGUGUAAAUUUCUGUCAGCGAUGUAUAAAUUUAAUCGAGUAUUCGUAUAAUUUACAUAUCAUUGACCGACUAUUGUAAGAAAAUAAAGGGGUCUCCGAUCUUAUGUAUGUCUUUCCUGUAACGCCAAAGGUGAUUCUACUUUUGUAAGCAAAAUAGUAGAAUAAAGAAUAUAUUAUCGACGAA